CGUAAAUCAACUUUCCUUUGUUGUCCUCUUUCGUUUCUGUUUUCAUUUCUCAUUCGAGGUCAGAUUUACCAGCUGUUCGCGGACAGUUCAGCUGAUGUUUGUUUUCGGGUGGUACAUUCGCUGUGACAUACAUUUAUUUCGACGCGCCGAUGCAUCGCAAACAUUCCGCCUCGGGAACGAUUAAUCAACCAUGCACGCCUCCCAAAUGAACGACCACAAUUCCGUAUGAUCCCAUUUAAAUUCGCUAAUGACGUAACGCGUGCAUUCGCGAAGAGAGGCAGAGAGACAAAGAGCUCGAUACGACCGUCGCCCGAAACAAUCAAAUCUGGAAAGUAAGAACGUGCAGCGACUCUCAAACAUAAGUCUGGAUAGUGAUUCAUCGGGGGACGACGGUGGUGAACCGCCGCGUAAAAGAUCCCGAAGGUCCACGGCGAAAAGCGACAGAAUGCAGUCCAGCAACGGGUUGGUGCAAAACGGGGCUCCGGCCGCCUCUUGCAGCAACGGCUCCGCCGAGAACGGUCACGGAGACGCCGCCGUCGCCGAGAACGGCGCUUUUUUCCUCAAUCAAACCAACCAAGAAAUCGUCAGACUGAUCGGACAGUACCUGAAAAACGAAGGUUUGACGAAAACCUGCGAAUCUUUAAUGGUCGAAUCCGGUUGUCGAUUGGACCAUCCUGCGGCAGCGAAAUUUCGACAGCACGUUAUGGAUGGCGAUUGGUCCAAGGCUGAUCACGAUUUGCAGGAAUUACGCCCGCUGUUGGGCCAAGAUACCAAUAUUAUGGAAAUGAGAUUUCUGAUACUCGAACAAAAAUAUUUGGAAUACUUGGAGGACGGGCGAGUGUUGGACGCCCUGCACGUGUUGCGAAACGAAUUGACCCCUUUAAAACACAAUACUGCCAGAGUUCAUCAACUUUCUAGUUUCAUGAUGUGCUCGAGUACCAAGGAAUUGCUCGAACGUACGAACUGGACUGGGAAAGGUCUGCAAUCCCGCGUGAUUUUAAUGAACAAACUCCAAAGUUACUUGCCCCCUUCGAUCAUGCUACCUCCUAGUAGACUUCAGGAAUUGUUGAAUCAAGCACUGGAGCUUCAGACGCUUCGUUGCAGCCUGCACAAUACAUUGCACGGUGUUUCGUUACCGGAAGCGUCUCUGUUGGUUGAUCACAGUUGCCCGAAGUCGUCGUUUCCCAUUUAUACUAUUCAAGUGUUGAACGAUCAUUGCGAUGAGGUUUGGUUCUGUAGCUUCUCACCGGACGGUACCAAAUUAGCUACUGGUUCCAAAGAUCAAAACGUCAUCAUUUGGGACGUUGAUCCGGAAACCUGCACUCUUUCCUUAAAGAAAAUACUAGAGGGCCAUAACACUGGAGCCGCUUACAUAUCUUGGAAUCCGGAUUCAGUUCAUCUGAUCGUGUGCGGUCCGGACGAAAGUCCCGAGGUGUGGUUGUGGAACAUCGAAACUGAAAAUUUCCUGAAGGUGACCCAGUCGCAAGAGGACGCUCUCGUUUGUUGCGCUUGGAAUAAAGACGGCACCAAAUUUGUGGUGGGCGGUGUCAGAGGUCAUUUUUACCAGUGCGAUCUGAAAGGAAACGUAUUGGAUUCCUGGGAAGGAGUGAGAGUGAACGGUCUGUGGUAUAGACAAGACGGUAAAACGGUUUUGGCAUCUGACACUCAUCAUAGAAUAAGAGGAUACGUAUUCGAUGAAGUAACCGAUCAACAAAUAAUUCAAGAAGACCAUUCCAUAAUGUCGUUUACUGUAGAUAAAAAAGACAGAUUAGCUCUUUUAAACGUUGCCACGCAAGGUGUUCAUCUUUGGGACUUGAACGAUAAAAUCCUGGUUAGAAAAUACCAGGGCGUUACUCAGGGACAUUUUACAAUUCACUCAACUUUCGGCGGUGUUAAUCAACACUUCAUCGCCAGCGGUAGCGAAGAUAAUCAAGUUUACAUAUGGCACAUUAGAAACGAACACCCGAUAGCCACGCUUCAAGGGCACACUCGAACGGUCAAUUGCGUGUCUUGGAAUCCCGUGCACCACCACAUGUUAGUGUCAGUCUCUGACGAUUACACCAUCAGGGUUUGGGGACCAAAGGAUAAAGUACCAAAAAGCACGGGCACCAGCUGAGACUACGACGAUAACGUUGAAUUUACCGAUUGCUCGGCAAUCGACUCCGAGUAGAUUCGCGCGAAACGUUUCACCGGUUGGACGUGUCCGUCGAUCGAGUCGAAUGUAAAAUGGCUUUUCGGUUUUUAUCAUGAACGCAAUGUGCAUGGGAAGUGUGUCGAUUUGGGUGAUCGAGUUCGAUGGGUUUUGCUUCGAGAACAUCGGACUUUUUCAUAAGAGUCGUCUGUCCGUAUAAUUCGGUAUUCGUAUUAUAUUACACGUUUAAUUUCGUUUGGAGGAGAAGGAUAUGUAAAGUUUUGAUUUUCUAAUUCUUGUAAUCGUUAAGUUAGGUUGUGCUUGGCAUUCGUAAAAAUUGGAAAGGCUGUUUCGUUUAUUUAAAGUGUCUUCGAAUAAGGGGUGAGUCUACAAAUGACUGGUACUAGGAACGAUGCAGUUUCGUAGUACAAAAAUUUUACAAAAAAGACUGACACUUAAAUACGUUUGAUUUUUAGUUGUUAUUAACCGAUCGAAUGUACUGAACUGAUAAUUAGAUUUUUUUUUCAGCAAAUUUAUUUGGUUUUAUCAAAAUUUUGCUGAAUAAAUUGGGGCAACAAUUUAUCUUUAAGCCUCUACACUCACAGCAAUUUCAGCCUAAAUUCGUGUAAAUGUUUGUUAUAAUUUCUACGUAAAAAAUAAUCAAAAAUUCUAUGAAUAUUGGAAUCUAACAGAGUCGAAAUGGAAUUAAUAUUCAGUAAUUUCUGAAUUCUAUAUUUAACGGUUUGUUCCAAUAACAAUAGGUAUAUUCAGAGAUUGAGAGAGGUUUGUUUUAUUUAUAGAUGUUUUUUUAAAAACAGCUCGUUUUUUAUCGUUAUUUUUUCUUUUAAAUAAUCCUUAUUAGUUUAUAAAAAAAUAAAAUUAUAUUCGUUUGCGUAAAAGGAAAAUUAGAUCAGUUUUUUUAACGACUGAUCGUUCUCAUUGAUGAAUAGCGGUUAUAUUAAAAAAAUUAGAAUUAGGCAUUAAUUUUUGUAAUUUUAUAUAAUAUAUAAUCAACGUGUUUUUUUAUAAUCGAGGUUUUUGAAAGAAAAUUCUAUUUAUUUUUUAGCGUAAGUACAUAACAGAAACUUAUCUGUAACUUUGCAAUCCAUCUUUGUUCUAGUCUGUUCAAUUACGAUUGUUUUUUCGGAAUGAAUUGUGUUUCGUUAUGUACUGUAAGGGUAAAGUAAAAGUAAAAUAUGGUAUAAGAAACACCAAAUACAUUUCAAAACGUACUAAUUCAAUCGUAUCGAAAACUUGUAGAUCUCGUAUUCAGCGCUUUUUUUCUAAGUUUAAAGCACGGGAUUUAACUUGACAAUUGCAUAUUGUUUACGUUAAUCAAUUACUUAGAGACUCUUUAAACGAUUGAUUAUCGUUCAAAAUGAGCGCUGAAUAGGGGCCAAUAUCUCUAUAUUUGAUUAAAAAUUGUAGGGAAGUAAAAACUUAUAAUCAGGAUAGUUAUAAAGUCUUGAUUUAAAACUUAUCGGUGCAAUUCGAAUUGAUCUCUGCUUCAUCUCUGCGUUCCUACAACACCAAAUUUCAGUACCGUUUUGAAAUGGAUUCGGUGGGAAUAAAAAAUCGGUUAGUUAAAAUACGUGCUUUGGAAAUCAUUGUAAAUUUAAUAACCGUAGAAUAAAGCAGAAAUGAAACAGUUUGUAAAUAGCGACCGUUAUUUUGUUACAAAUAUGUGAUAUACUGGAGAUGAUUUAACACAUUUACCAAGAGAAAUACGAAAUAAGAAAAGUAAAUGGAUUUUAAGAUGGUAUAGAACUUUAGGAAUAUAUACAGUUGUGUGAAUUGUAGCAAUAACAUUUUCAAUUUAAUAAAUUUUAACACGAAAAAACGAAUUUUCUGCAAACAAACGAAAGGGUUUUCUUUAUAUUUAAAAGGGGAUAUUCUAUUAAUACUGGAAAAUGAGUGCAUAAACAAUUUUCUUCUUUUGGCAUGUAUCUGAAACUAAUUUCGUAAUCGUAGUUAUUGGCUGUGUUUAAUAUUGACAAAUCAUUCCGAAUAUUGAAGUUUAGAUUAAACACUUUUAGCUAUAGCAUUAAAAUAAAAAAAAAACAAACCAUUCAAGUAUUCUAAAAGCUACGUAGUUUCGCUAGCAUUAAUUCUCAAAACAACAGGCACGCUGGUGCAAGGCAGUAUCGCUAUUUCCGUCACAACAGCCGUUACGAAAUCAGGUGGAGUAACAUCGUACAGCAAACUCAACGGGGUCAAAUUCAAAGAAUCUUUCCAAUUACUCAGAGGCGUAAUAUCAUUACGGUGGGUGGUGCUCAGAGCGUCCGGGUUACCUGAAACCAUCGAUUAACUAACCACCUCUACUCUUGCAUUGUACACUUACCAACUUCGUUAUAUACAAACGAAUCCGUUUGCACCCUUUCGCUGAAUUUAUAAGUCUCGCAACAAACCAAGACAGGCUUAUUGUACUCUCUAGCUACCAGGGCUACCUGAGCUGUACCGAUCCUCGACAUCACGUAACCGUUGGUUAGAAGUGCGUGGGCCCCUAGUAACACCUUCGUCACAGAAUUCAUAAUGUAACUUAGGGAAUUUAUCAGCACAUACGUGCAUUUAACACCGGCUACUACUAGUCUCCGCAACAAUUCCUUGCCUUCGAGAAGAGGCCUGCUGUCUACUAUUAUAACUUCAAACACUUUACCAUCGGCGUGCGCUUCUAAUAAAAUUUUC
Phyllotreta striolata is the source of this 4816-nucleotide messenger RNA. NCBI's taxonomy places the organism in Eukaryota, Metazoa, Arthropoda, Insecta, Coleoptera, Chrysomelidae. The record is from the annotation of a GenBank genome assembly.